This is a messenger RNA of Myxozyma melibiosi, 1023 nucleotides long. RefSeq names its product 60S large subunit ribosomal protein L2A. NCBI's taxonomy places the organism in Eukaryota, Fungi, Ascomycota, Lipomycetes, Lipomycetales, Lipomycetaceae. Gene Ontology annotation, cellular component: ribosome; cytosolic large ribosomal subunit. The coding region runs from base 122 to 886 and encodes 254 amino acids. Gene Ontology annotation, biological process: cytoplasmic translation. Gene Ontology annotation, molecular function: RNA binding; structural constituent of ribosome. The record is from RefSeq and is a predicted model, not a curated record. The transcript has 2 exons.
AGGGUUUCUCGCUGGCGGCGGGCGGGUUGGGACAGACUCAAGUCGUCUGCUCGUCCGCUUCUCGCUCAAACACCGUCUCUCUUCCUACCCCCAACCAACCCCGUCGUCAACAUCAUCAACAAUGGGUCGCGUCAUUCGCAAUCAGAGAAAGGGUGCUGGAUCCAUCUUCACCUCGCACACCCGUCUGCGCAAGGGUGCUGCUAAGCUGCGCACUCUCGACUACGCCGAGCGUCACGGAUACAUCCGCGGAAUCGUCAAGGAGAUCAUUCACGACCCCGGUCGGGGUGCUCCGCUCGCCAAGGUUGUCUUCCGCGACCCCUACAAGUUCAAGCUCCGCGAGGAGACCUUCAUCGCCAACGAGGGCAUCUACACCGGCCAGUUCAUCUACGCCGGCAAGAAGGCGUCGCUCAACGUCGGAAACGUUCUUCCCCUCGGCUCGGUUCCUGAGGGUACCAUUGUGAGCAACGUCGAGGAGAAGGUCGGCGACAGAGGUGCGCUUGCCCGGACUUCGGGCAACUACGCCAUCGUCAUCGGACACAACCCUGACGAGGGCAAGACCCGCUUGAAGCUUCCCUCGGGAGCCAAGAAGGUUGUUUCGUCCGACGCCCGUGGUGUUGUCGGUGUUGUUGCCGGCGGUGGCCGUGUCGACAAGCCUUUGCUCAAGGCCGGCCGUGCGUUCCACAAGUACAAGGUCAAGAGAAACUCGUGGCCCAGAACCAGAGGUGUGGCUAUGAACCCCGUCGACCAUCCCCACGGAGGUGGUAACCACCAGCAUAUCGGUAAGGCGUCGACGAUCAACAGAGGAGCUGUUCCUGGACAGAAGGCUGGUCUUAUUGCCGCCAGAAGAACAGGUCUGCUCAGAGGUACCCAGAAGACCAAGGAUUAAAGAAAAAUGUUUUAUUAUUUUUUAUUUAUAUUUGGUUUUUUCAUGUUUAUAUAUAUAAUGCGACGGGUCAUCUAAAAGCAGCAGCAGCAGCAAGAAAGCAAGCAAGCAAAAACGGUGUACUGUAUAAUCAAGAGAGU